AUGACGAUUACUCUUAAAAAGCCUAACACGACAUUUAACGGGGAUUCUAGCGCUCCAGCGCCUGACGUUCCUAGCAUUGUACGCGGUGUCAUCCAGGAUAUUCGUCAGAAUGGAGACAAGGCUGUACGUGCAUAUUCUGAGAAAUUCGACAAAUGGAGCCCUCGAAGCUUCAAGCUCUCCCAGACCGAGAUCGACCAGAUCAUGAGCAAAGUACCAAAACAGGUUCUGGACGAUAUAAACACUGUCCAGCACAAUGUCCGCACUUUUGCUCUGGAGCAGCGCAAGUCAAUAACCGACUUUGAGUAUGAAGUUCGCCCCGGGGUCCAUCUAGGUCAGAAGAAUAUUCCUAUCAGUGCGGUUGGAGCCUAUAUCCCUGGUGGUCGUUAUCCCCUUCUUGCCUCGGCCCAUAUGACGAUCGUCACAGCAAAAGCAGCUGGUGUCAAGCGGGUUAUUGCUUGUACACCUCCUAUCCAAGGAGAGAUUCCCCCUUCCACUGUCGCCGCGAUGCAUAUGGCCGGGGCGGAUGAUAUUUACAUCCUUGGUGGCGUCCAGGCUAUUACAGCAAUGUCCGUCGGCACGGAGACCAUCGAAAAGGUCGACUUUAUCGCGGGACCGGGAAACGCCUUUGUUGCAGAAGCCAAGCGCCAGCUAUUUGGCGAAAUUGGCAUUGAUCUUCCCGCUGGCCCAACUGAGGUUUUGAUCGUGGCUGAUCAAGCAGCAGAUCCAGUCCUUGUUGCUACCGAUCUCCUCUCCCAGGCUGAGCAUGGCCCGGACACCCCGGCGGUGCUAAUCACCAACUCACGACCGCUGGCCGAGAAGACCAUAGUAGAAGUCCAGAGACUGUUGAAGAUACUGCCUACAGCGGGUAUUGCUUCCGUAUCCUGGGAUCGCUUCGGUGAAGUCCACGUCGUGGAGAGCCUAGACGAAGCUUAUCGUUUGGCCGAUCAAUAUGCAAGUGAGCAUGUACAGAUUUUGACCGUGAACCCCCGAGAAGCACUAGAUAAGAUGAGCAACUAUGGGGCUCUCUUCCUCGGCGAUAAAACAUGUGUCUCAUAUGGAGACAAGUGUAUCGGCACCAAUCAUGUUUUGCCGACCAAAGGAGCCGCAAGAUUUACAGGCGGGCUUUGGGUAGGCAAAUACCUCAAGACUGUCACUUAUCAAGAAGUGACUUCCGCAAAGGAGAGUGGUGAAUUGGGUCUUUUAUGUGGCCGUGCAGCCCGUGCAGAGAAUUUCGAAGGCCAUGCACGCUCCGGUGAUAUUAGAGCCCGUAACUUCCUACAAAGGUCUUUCGAUUGGCUGAAGGAAACAUCUAAGAUUUAA
Penicillium nucicola is the source of this 1320-nucleotide messenger RNA. Its product is annotated as histidinol dehydrogenase family protein. Gene Ontology annotation, cellular component: cytoplasm. Lineage: Eukaryota; Fungi; Ascomycota; Eurotiomycetes; Eurotiales; Aspergillaceae. The coding region runs from base 1 to 1320 and encodes 439 amino acids. The transcript has 3 exons. The record is from RefSeq and is a predicted model, not a curated record. Gene Ontology annotation, biological process: L-histidine biosynthetic process. Gene Ontology annotation, molecular function: histidinol dehydrogenase activity; NAD binding; metal ion binding.